UCGCAUCUCUGCUCACCUCUUUUCCUUUAACAAACUAUAUAUUUGAAUAUAAUUUCAAAUUUAUUUGUUAAGGGAAAAAUUAAACUGAGCUCUAGUCAUGGCAAAGAUCUCCUUAUUGCUUUUCGUCAUGGCCCUUGUUGCCUCUCUCCACGCUUAUGAAGCUCACCGCAUGGGAAAAUUCGAUGAAGCAAUUGAAAAAGACUUGCACAAAGCCGAGGCCCAGAUCGAGGAAGACAUAAAGGCAACAAAAACGAGCAUUCAAGGUUUGACAACUGAGAUGAAAACCUUGAGCAAAUCUGAAGAGAUGUUAAAUCAACUUGGAAAAGAUCACAAAACGGAUAUGGAGGUAGCUCCUUAUGGAAAGAAACUCAGAACAUUCAGCAGGGCAGCAAAAAAUGUCACGAAAGCACCACCUGCAAAAAACAAGAAACCUGCACCACCUGCAAAAAACAAGAAACCUGCACCACCUGCAAAAAACAAGAAACCUGCAUCACCUGCAAAAGACAAGAAACCUACAUCCGUAAUCCAAACGAUCUUGCAGGAUUUUGGGCUAAACGGAGGGAGGGAUUGACAAAACAUAAUAAUCAGGGUCUGAUUAGUGUUUUGAGUGAGUUUUAAGGAGUAUUGAACUUGUUCAUGGAGUUUAGCUUUACAAGUGAGAGGAGCAAAUAAUUCCCCACAUAGUAUAUAAGUUGCGUUGCUGUCAUUUUGUAAUUAAUAAUACAACUAAAUGAAAUAUUAUAACUACUUAUGAUAUCAUAAUAUGUUUUUAUGCGAAAUUUUUUUAUUUUUU
Raphanus sativus (radish) is the source of this 793-nucleotide messenger RNA. RefSeq lists its product as uncharacterized. NCBI's taxonomy places the organism in Eukaryota, Viridiplantae, Streptophyta, Magnoliopsida, Brassicales, Brassicaceae. Bases 98 to 571 code for a protein of 157 amino acids. The transcript has a single exon. The record is from RefSeq and is a predicted model, not a curated record.